Meleagris gallopavo (turkey) is the source of this 1171-nucleotide messenger RNA. Lineage: Eukaryota; Metazoa; Chordata; Aves; Galliformes; Phasianidae. The record is from RefSeq and is a predicted model, not a curated record.
GAGGGCUCUCAGCCCCCCGUGGCCGUGCUGGGGAAGGGGCAGUGAGCAGAUGCCCAUCCCAGAGCCCGGGUCCGGCCACAGCCCUCAUUCCUCCGCUGCCGGUGCCGCUUUGUUGCUAGCUGGUGACAUCACCCAGAGCCCACCCCCUGCCUCCCAGCCGUCGCUCCGUCUCGCUCACUCCUUCGCAGGCAGAGCUGGCAGGAUCGGGGCUGUGCGAGCGCCGGGGCGAGCGGCAGCAGCAUGCGUGCGGCGGCCGAGGCUGAGGGCACGAGAACCACGUAGGAGCCCGGCGGAGCCCGUGCCCACCGCCACCACCGUCGUGGCCUCCUCGCUUCUCCGGGGACGCCGGGACAGCCGCAUGCAUGACACUCCGAAAAGGAGAGAAAACGACCAUAAGUAUCCAGGAGCACAUGGCUAUCGACGUCUGCCCCGGCCCCAUCAAACCCAUCAAGCAGAUUUCCGAUUACUUUCCCCGCUUCCCCCGCGGGCUCCCCGCUGCCGUCGGCCGCAGCGGUACGUUGCGUCCUGCGGUCAGUCAGCCCUCGGUCGGCCCCACCGAGACGCCCCGCGAGGAUGACGAGGAUGUGGACCAGCUCUUUGGGGCGUAUGGCACUACGCCCGCCCCGCCGCCAGCCAAGUGCCCUCCAGCCGAGGAGGCGGUGGACCCGGAGGGCUACGAGUCCGACGACUGCACUGCUCUGGGAACACUGGAUUUCAGCUUGCUCUAUGACCAAGAGAACAACGCCCUGCACUGCACCAUCAACAAGGCCAAGGUACGUAUCGGCACCGGGUGAGUGAGGAGCAGAGCAGCAGUGGGCAUUAUGGGGCCAUCAAAGCCCUGCUGAAAGCAUGUGGCCCUUUCCUAUACCCACAUCCCCUCCAGCCCCAACUCCAUCCCAUGCCCACAUCCCCUCUAGCCCCAACUCCAUCCCACGCCCACAUUUCCUCCAGUUCCAUCCCACGCUUGCAUCCCCUCCAUCCCAGCCCCAUCCCAAUGCCUCGCUGGCUGCAGCUAUUUAUGUUUUUUUUUAGCAAAGCUCCCAACCCGAUGUUGUUAUUGACUUAACGCUGUGACCGGCUGUCAGUUUAUAAAUGGCUCUUUUAAAUGCUGCUAAUCACUGCCACAAAGUGCUCUGCCUCAGCUCCUUUGCCGUCUGCAUGAUUGAAGCAA